This is a messenger RNA of Botrytis byssoidea, 1989 nucleotides long. RefSeq lists its product as uncharacterized. Lineage: Eukaryota; Fungi; Ascomycota; Leotiomycetes; Helotiales; Sclerotiniaceae. The transcript has a single exon. The record is from RefSeq and is a predicted model, not a curated record. Bases 1 to 1989 code for a protein of 662 amino acids.
AUGACUGAUUGGAAUAAAUUAAAGGUCGUUGACCUGAAGGCAGAGUUGAAGAAACGAGGCCUUCCACAAACCGGUCUCAAACCUGCUCUUGUCGCUCGACUUAUAUCUGCAGAAAACGAAAAUGAGUCGGAAAGUGACAUGACAAUCCAGGAUGAUGCGAGCAAAAUAAACCCAGAUUCUACAUCUCCAGAUACGAUUUCACCCACACAGACAUCUUUCGAGCCUGGCACGGAGCCCAGACCUGACAACACAGAAGAAUCGCAAGAAAGCACAAUUCCUCAAGAUAGUGAAUUGCAAACGUCACCUCCUGAAAUUGUCGCAGAGCAACAAACGGAUCAGACUAUUGAGCCUGUCGAUUUGGAGGAGGCGGCGACUACGUCAACUUCUGCUACAGAUGAUAAGCAACUCCCCUCAGAGGGAACAAAGGAGGAGGAGAAUAUUCAACCCGCACAACCGAUAGAUACGACAGAGUUCUCUCUGCCUCCUUCGCAAGCCACAUCUCAACCACCCGAACAAGCUGAGGGUAAUCGCUCUGCUGAGCUAUCCGUGGAACCGCGAGAAGCGAUUGAAGAUCGACAAAAGAGAAAACGCAGGUCACAAAGUCCAGCGCCUACAACCACCGAUAUUUCUCGAAAACGAGCUCGACCAAGCGACAGUAUCGAAGAAGUUGCGACUUCCAAUGAGGAUGCACAAUGGGUGGAGAAACACAAUGCGGUUGACACGGGCGAAGUCAACGUUGAAUCGAAGGAGGUGACAAUGGGUGAAGAUGGACCUUUGAUUGUUGAUAACUCUAAAGAAGAAGUGAUAGUCGAACAGGCAGUUUUAAAUACAAAUGAGGAAGAAGCUAGUAAAAUGGAUAUCGAUAUCGAAGAGCCUCAGCCUCGUGGUGAACUCGUGACAGCUUCACCAGAAGUCUCACGGCCACGCGAUUCGAGAUUCAAAAAUCUAUUCUCCUCUCCACAGAAGCCGAAUGAUGAUACAGAAAUGCGACAUUAUUCGCAAGAGCCUAUAGAGGAUGAAGGAUCAUAUAAUCCAAUUACUCCCGCCAUUCAUCCUGCAACUUCAGCUCUAUAUAUUCGCAACUUCGUUCGACCACUUCAAGAACCUCGACUUCAUGAUUAUCUCACAACUUUGGCUACUCCACCUGGCAGUGAUCCAGAUCCAGAUGCGAUUUUACAUUUUCACAUCGACCGCGUCCGUACUCAUGCGCUCGUUCAAUUCAAAACGCUCUCUGCCGCAGCAAGAGUUCGCAGCGUAAUGCACGAUCGUGUCUGGCCUGAUGAGCCAAAUCGCAAAGCAUUGUGGGUGGAUUUCAUACCAGACGAAAAAGUUAAGGAAUGGAUCGAUCAAGAACAAGCAUCCGGACCUGGGCGGAAUACGAAAAAGUGGGAGGUGGUCUAUGAGGAGAUAGAAAAUGACGGUGAUCGUCAAGUUACUGCUAUCUUGCAGGAAGCUACGGGAGAUCAUCAAGUGAUGUCUGCCAGAAAGCAAUCAAUUCCAUUUUCCGCGCCGACAGGGCCAUCAAGGGGCAUCGAGGGAGCACCAUCUGGACCUAGGAGCUUCGGUGGUCCAAGAGCUGCACCUAUGCGAAACUUGUCAGAGCUUUUUAAAUCUACUACAACACAACCAACGCUGUACUGGCAGCCAGCAUCAGAAGAAUUGGUCAAUAGGCGACUAGAUGCGAUUGCGGCCAUUACCACUAAGGAUACUCUACGUCAUACUGGACAAGACAUCAACAGAUAUACAUUUGAGGAUCAUGACAGAUUUGUUGAUCGUGGAAAAGAAAUCUUCGCGGGUAUCAGACCUCCAUCUGGUCAUCGAGGACCGAGAAAUCAGCGUCCAGGACGUUAUCAAGGUAGAGGUGGGGGCGGUGGUCGCGGGUACGGAUAUGGAGUUAGGGGAGGUGAUCGAGGCUACGAUCGAGGUUAUGAUAGAGGAUCUUAUGACAGCUACAGAGGGCCACCCCGGGAUCAAGAUAGACGUUACUGA